AUGCAUGCUCAAAUGCAAACUUUUGGGCAACAAAUGCAAGAGAUAAGAUCUCACAACAAGAUGGUUAAUUCACAACUAGCUCAAUUGACCGAGAGAGCUCCUUUCAAUUCACCAUCUACUCUAUCCGGACAACCACAACCUAACCCUUCUCACAACUCAAAACCCGAUACAUGCAAGGCGAUCACAGGUUCAGGAACUUCCUAUGAAGGGCCAAAUGAGGGGGAUAGUGAGGAAAAGAAGGGAGGACAGGAGAGUGUGAAUGAAAACAAGGGAGGUGAGAAAGAAAAAUUUGAUGAGAUAGAAGGAGGUUCGGAGAAGAAUAAACUUGACAAUGAGAAGACAACUUCAAUUCCUAGUGAGGCUAGGAACCUUGAUGGACCGGUUCCUUUUCCCGGUCGGCUUGCGGAGAGGAAGUUGAAUGACAAGUGCUUAUAUCUCAUGGCGGACGAUCAUGAUCCUCGUUUGGUAGAGGACAUUGACGAUGAUGAGUAUGAGGACGAGUACGAGGAUGAUGACUCUGAUGAUAGUGAUGCUCCUUAUGAUGUGAAUAAGGAGGAUGACUUGGGUGAGCCAGAGGAUCAGGCUCAAGAUGAGUUCGAGCGUAGGCUUGACGAUUUUGAAAUGUCAGCUGAACGUGCACCGGCCAUUGAAAAUACAGCACGUGAGAUUGUUGGUGAGAACCUGACUCCUGAAAGUCAAGGCCAAGGACAAGAUGAAAACAACACAGGUGGUGGAGGGGGGGAAAUUGCACCGGCUGAAAGAAAAACAAGGGGUCCGACGAGAAGCUUUAAGAAACUGGACGGUCCCAUGGUCUUAGAGUAUGACAACAAAGGCCAACCCGGGCCCAAAUGGCGUCGACAAUAUGCUAAUCAAGUUGGCUUAUGUUCGCGGAAAAUCCCCAUUACACUUGUAAUGCGGCAAGUACCUCCGGGUUUGAUUCAAGCAUUUUGGGAUGAUACAAGGAGGCAGUUUUCUAUUCCUAAUGAUCCCGAGAAGAAAAGGGUGUUUGUCUCUUUAUUAGGGGAAAGAUUCAGAGGCUUUAAGACCAAGUUGACUAAUCGGUGGAUCCAUAAGAAGAAGAAGGUGCAAACAAAGAAGAAGAAUGCCAAAGAGGAUAACCGUCUCCCGUGGCAAAUAUGGCCGACCGUGUCAAAAGAUGAUUGGGAAGAGUUCGUUAGAAUGAAGAGUCAAAAGAGAGCCAUUGUAAGUUUGUGUAAAUCUGAUGUCAAUUGAAUAAUAGCUUGACACUUUUUGUAUUAAUGAGACUAACAUUUUUUGUUUUGUAGGAACUUCGAGAGCAAAAUCAAGCAAAUGCAGAAAAGAAGGAAUACGUCCAUCGUAUGGGUCCUAAGACUUUUGCUGAAAAGAGA
Molecule: messenger RNA, 1370 nt
Organism: Chenopodium quinoa (quinoa)
Lineage: Eukaryota; Viridiplantae; Streptophyta; Magnoliopsida; Caryophyllales; Amaranthaceae
Exons: 3
Coding region: 1-1233 (410 amino acids)
Source: RefSeq, a predicted model, not a curated record